GAGAAUUCAUGGAUAGAAUGCAUACUUAAUUGUAGGGAGAGCGGAUACCAACAGUCCCCAUUCUAUGUAAGAUUCGCUUACAUCGUUCGUGAUAUCUUCGGCAAACAAGUGGGAAGUAAAAACGUCUCGAACUUCCUCUACAACUAGAAAUAGAGGAAUAUAAUAAACUUACGAAGAAAACCUAUGAAAACAAAAGAUCUAUAAACACUGAAAGUGAUAUUGAAUUAUUCAUGUCGUACACCGCGAUACCGCGAAGGUCCCCACCUGUCGCACCGCCAGUCUAAGUUUUCCCCCUAAACGCCGCUAAAUCGACUAGCGCAUUCGACCAGCAAUUUCUUCCGUGGUUCGAGUCCGACUUUUGUUCGAAGCGGAAUCGGAAAUGGGCGCGAUCGCAAUGUCCGUAAUCAGCCGAGACAAGGACCUACCCGAAGCGUAGCAGCAGUGUUGUUCAACAGAAAGUGUGUUGCCAUAAGCUUUGUGCCAUCAGCCUUUCGGCCGAAGACAGUUUCUAGGUUACAACAUUAAGCUGUCACAAAAAUGCCAUUGGUGACACAGUCUAAAAAUGUGGUUAUGUACUAUGCAGUCCUUUUCGUCGUAUGCGUGCUGAGCACGAAUGGGAAGCCUUCAUUGUCUUUCAACCUGCCCUUCAAGGGACCGUUUGCCAGCUUCGUUAGCGGUGGUAAUAGGGUCAACAGAUUUGCGCUAAAGGAAUACAGCGGGAGAAGAGCUGAUGGAGAUUCGCUCAGAAUGGUAUAUUUCAAUGAUCAGACUGUAGCUGUUGUGGAGUUAGGCAUGAAUAAAUUAUUGCUCAACUGUGAACUUAUAGAAGUCUUUUCGCCAGACCAAGUCUUCGUAGUAUUAGGAGAACUCAAAAACACUGCCAGACCAGUAGAAGUGACCUUCCAAGAAAUGCUUACGUUGAUGAGCCAAUGUAAGCAAUUGGAAGAUGUAACGUAUCUCAGCGGCCAUAACGAAAUGACAAAAAAUCAUUCCAAUGACAGAAUGGAUUCUCCAAGGGGCACUAAUAAUCCUUUCUCUCUACUUAGCGGGAUUAUUCCAGGUACAAAAUGGUGCGGCACCGGAGACAUAGCCAAAGACUACUUCGACCUAGGCACGGAACCCAAAGUGGACGCUUGCUGUCGCGCUCACGACUUAUGCCCUGUCAAAAUCCGCGCGUACUCCAACAAAUACAACCUCACCAACAAUUCGCUCUACACCAAGUCGCAUUGCAGAUGCGAUGACAGUUUGUUUGAGUGUCUGAAACGCAACAGGAACUCAAAUACUGCCAAUAUCAUGGGCAACAUCUAUUUCAAUAUCGUCCAGGUGCCUUGUUUGGAGGAUAGUGAAGAAGGUAGGAAGUUCAGACAGGCCAAGAAUGUUUUCUGACUAAUGGAGGAUUACGAGCAGUGGAUGAUCGAUUUUGGGAUCACGUGAUGUUGCGACUGUCAAACAGUCAGUUGUGAGAUUUCAGAUGUUCAGGCCUUCAGAUUUGGACUGCAUUUGUUCAAUGUUUGUGUAAUUUUGAAGAAUAGUUGUGCUUGCGGUAGUUCCAGAGUGAUCUUCUAAUAAAAUACAAAUCAGAAAAUAUUUGUUUCUCUGUAAUAGUGAUAAAAUAUUGUUUUAACAUCAAUAUUUACUUUCAAAGUAAGCAUAAUAGAAUCAAAUUUUCAAAUGUGGAUAAUUAUUCUUACACAUUACCUACAUUAUUCUGAUUCAAGUAUUAUCUUCCAUUUUGUCACGUCAUUGCAUCAUUGAAUUUUUAUCAAUAUACGAGGGUUGAUUCAAAAAUAUGGUUCCCACAUUUUUUUCAGGCAUUUGAAAAGACGAAUUUCAUCGUUUAAGGAUAUGUGGAAUGCUUAUACACGUUUUCCAUAUAUUUCACUCAAUUGACAAUGAAUUUCUAUGGGUGGUAACGUUUUUGUUGAAUAAUUUAUGAAAUCUAGUUGAUUUCGAUUUGUAAUUAGCAACUAUUUAGUAGUAUUGAUCUAAGGAAAUUUUUGUAAUAUAUCAAUUGUAGAUAGUUAUAUCACCGGUGUACCAUUUAUUAUUUAUACUCGUAACUACAAUAUUAAAUUUCUGUGAUUAUGAUUUGAGAAUAUGUAGUACUUAUUCGAAAGUAUACAUAUAUAGUAUAGCAAUAAACGUUUUAAUGUAGUAUCUGUUACCGGUAGUUUUUUAUACGGUUACUUUUUAUUUUGAUACCUUUUUUGUUGGGAGAAGUUCUUCCGAGUGAUUUUUCAAACAUUUACAUAUUACGUUCAAGUAUUUUGAGGAAAAGGCAUUUUGGACCACAUUGCUUUUUAGUAAGUACUUGAAAAGCUGGAAAUAGCUGGAACUAGAUUUGUCUCAGGAAAGAGCUUGUUUCGAUCCCCUCUUUAUAUUUUGCAAAAUUUCGUACAAUUACAAAGUCUAUGAAAGCCGCCGAAAUGAUAAUAAAACUGUUGAUCAAACACAUGUGUUUUUUUACUGGCAAGAUAUGAUAAGACUCUACAUACAAUCUGUAAUGACAUUUCACUUACUUCAUCGUACUUUCAAAGUAGAACGGGUUCAAGUUUUUUAUACGGAUUUUACUUCAAAUAUUCAAAAAGUCUGACAAAGAUUUCUCAAAAGAAUUGAAUCAUGCAAAAUUGAAUGCCUUAUUAAAAAAUGCAAUAGAUGUAUAAAAAAUCAGUAGCGUAGGUAAUAAUUAUCUAUUUUGUUCUGUAGUGGUCAAACUUGUUCGAUUUCUUAAUCCAC
Messenger RNA from Acanthoscelides obtectus, 2736 nucleotides. Lineage: Eukaryota; Metazoa; Arthropoda; Insecta; Coleoptera; Chrysomelidae. The record is from the annotation of a GenBank genome assembly.